Messenger RNA from Rhipicephalus sanguineus (brown dog tick), 3680 nucleotides. RefSeq names its product zinc finger protein 879-like. The record is from RefSeq and is a predicted model, not a curated record. The transcript is spliced from 4 exons. Bases 767 to 1687 code for a protein of 306 amino acids. Lineage: Eukaryota; Metazoa; Arthropoda; Arachnida; Ixodida; Ixodidae.
ACUGCUGAUUGCAUACUCUGCCUUUGCUUCUGCUACAGCUGUAUGACAGGUGCCUUCUGUAGGGUUGCUUGGUGAAUGAGACGAUGUGGUUUUUACAUUUUAGACUCAUACCUUUGUUGCCUCUGUGUUCUGUACAUGUAAGCUUUAUUCGGAGCUUUCUCUUGUCCGUUAUUACUAUGUUUAGCCUUUCUGAUUGUACUCUUGCAUACAAGCACAUUGCACCAAAUAAGCAUUUAAACAUUUGUCACAUUAUCGCUUCUAAUAUCUGCAUAAAACACUGUAUAUUGUGAAUGUUGUGCAUUCUUGGUAUUUCAGUCAAAGAUGUUUCAUCAACUUGGUCCUUGAACAAUCACACAUAUAUAUGUGUCUAACGAGCAAAUGUGAAAUGUUGACCAAUGCACUUUGUUUUUGAAGUUGCCAUAAAGCCAUUUUCAUAACAGUCAACUAAUUUGUGUCAGUCAGUACUAGUCUCUUUUAAUCUUUUUGACAUUUCACACCUAGGGAUGCAGCGGCUGCAAUUAAAUGAGGGUGAAAUACAAAAGCACCUGCAUACUAGCGUUUAUGUGUGCGUUAGAAUACGCUAGGUGGUUCCAAAUUGAUCCAGAAAUCUCCAUUACUGCCUGAUUCAUGACAGUAGUGUGGUGUUUCCGUGUAAAACCCUUGAACUUAAUUUAAUUUGCUGCUCAAACGAAAAGCAAUACUUGAGUAACCUGUCUUGUAACCUUUUCUGUCUGCAGCUUCAGGGUCUAUCACCCAGCCAGCGGCUAUGGAUACUGAGAAGCCACAAAGGAGACGUCGUCACUGUUGCAACUUGUGCAGCUACGAGACUGAUAAUACGUCCGAUAUUAAGCGACACGCCAGGAUGCAUACGAAUGAUCGGCCGUUUAGGUGCCACCUGUGCCCAGAGGGUUUCCAUGACGGGAGCACACUGAAGAAUCACUUGCGAAUCCACACAGGCGAGCGCCCGUAUAAAUGCCAUUUAUGCCCCCAAAGCUUCACGCAGCGGUCUUCACUGAUUGCGCAUGUGCGCAUCCACACUGGAGAACGGCCAUAUCAAUGCCCUUCGUGCCCCCAGACGUUUAGGAAUGGGUCAAACCUCAGAAGGCACCUUCGUGUGCAUGUACGCCACACAUUCACUUUCUUCAACCUCUUUUUAAUGACUCUGCUUUUUAGUUUCUCCAAGAGAGUGGAGUUGAUUGCUCUUGAAACUUCAGGGUCAAUCACCCAGCCAGAGAGCGGGGAUACUGAGAAGCCGCAUCGGGGACGCCACCACCGUUGCCCCUUCUGCAGCUACGAGACUGAUAUUGCGACCAGUAUUAAGCGACACGUGAGGAUUCAUACGGGCGAGCGGCCAUUUAAAUGCCACCUGUGUCUCCAAGCCUUCAGACAAAAGACCGCAUUGAAGGAUCACCUGCGCACCCACACAGGAGAGCGACCGUAUACGUGUCACCUGUGCCUCUCAAGUUUCUCACAUAAGUCUUCGUUGACUGGUCACCUGCACACCCACACGGGCGAGCGACCACACAAGUGCCACCUGUGUCCCCAGAGCUUCUCACUGAAAUGCGCACUGAUCACGCAUAUGCGCAUCCACACAGGAGAGCGGCCAUAUCAAUGCCCUUCAUGCCCCCAGACGUUUAAGCAGGGGUCGCACCUCAGAAGGCACCUUGGUGUGCAUGUGCGGCAGUGAUAAUAGCAAUGCGAUUUCUACUGUAUGAGUUUGUUUUUUCUUUAUUUUUUUGUACAGGUUAUUUCAGAGCACUGUGGCAUUGCUGGUUUAUGUAGGACAACAUUAAAGUUUUGGGUCUAGUAGGGAUAGCACAGCUUUGUUAUUAAAGCAAAAGCCUUGGAUUAUGUGAGUGAUGCAAGAAUUCAUCAUAUCGUGACGUCAGCAUAUGACGUCAUCGUGACAUCACAUGAUGCAAGAUUUGUGACAUCGUCCUCAAGUCACUAUGGCGCCACAUGAUGACUUCAUCACAUGACAUCAUCACUAGGUCAGAGGUGGGCAGAUCUCAGAGGCACUGCAAAACCAUGUAAGGUGCAGAGAGCUUCCGAUGCCUCUGAUCUCAGAGUCAGUGCAAAACCACAUAGGGUGGAAAAAGCCUUUGAUGUCAAAUACAAACGACAGUGAAGCAAGAUUACUUUUGCGCCUUCGAGGCAUCUUAGGCAAAUGCAUGUAGAGCCGUAAGUUUUUGUCAAUAGAGCAUCUACAUACAUGUAGUAGAAUGUAAUAGAAUGUUGUGAGAAUGUUUCGUUAUUUCUUAGUCCUUUGUUACAGUGUUCUUCACUAAUCAUUCAAAUAUUCUCUAUUUUAUAAGACCAAAGAAAACCCAUGUAUUUGUACUGAUGAGUGACCAUGAAGACAUAACACCAUUAUAUACCUCCAAACUGUGUAUGUGUACAUUUUGUAAUAAUUUUGGGAGUCUGAAUUGGGAAUCUACAUGCACAUUCUUGAUGCUUUGUGGCAUUUCGUAAGACUGGGACAAGAAUUAUUGCCAUUGUGGUUUGGGCUACAUUGCCAUAGAAUUCUCAUUGUUGGACGUAGCAGUUCAUAUAGGGUGUGAUAUGAUCUUACCUUAAAACAUUCAAGCGCUACUUUUGAUGAGGACAGGGCAGACCAUUUCAUGACGGGACAGGCAUCAAAAUUAGCUCUGGAAUAUUUUAAGAAUGUCUCGUCAAUUAGACUCGCAAUGUGUUCUGAUAAGCGAGCGAUCCUGCAAUCAGUACUCUGGGGAAUGUCGAAGAAAAGCCGUCAAGAGUGCACACUGCAUUGAAGCUCCUAACAAGUGAGAGUGGAGGGGAGUGUGCCGUAUGAACUGCAGAAAGUUAUGAGCAAGUCUGUGCAGGGGAGGAAAAAGGCAAAACUUCACUUUGCUAAGAAAGCAUGAUUGCAUGUGGGUUUUCCAUAUUGUCAGUGUAUUUUUUUGUAGGAAAGUUGUGUGUGCAGAUUCAUAACUAACAUGGAUGCCUUGUAACAGUGUCGGAUCUCAGCACAAUUUUCAAGAUUUUGAAGAACCGACUACCUUGGAAUUUAUUACCUUGAAAUCUCCAUGUCAUGCAUUGGCAAUUUCUUUUAAAUUUGUGAAUGCAAUAGAUCCAAUCCUGUUCCAUGGUUUUGUAAUAAUGAGUACCCUUUUGCUGAAGGACACGUUGGAACACGACCAUAUCGUUUUAGGCUUGCGUACUAUUUUUCUUAUGCGUUGCUCUUCAAAUGUAAGUUAACAGCCUGGUAAAAAUUUACUUUCUUUUUGCGUCAUGUUACUUUUCAUUAAGGACUGUGCUUUUCUUUCUACUGUGUUCCUGCUGUUUUCUGUUGAGUUUGUUGGUGAAGGACAAAUUGUGGUCUUUUUAUUAUAGGGUCAUACUUUCCUUGCCUCCAAGUUCCGUAUCAUUUGUAUUGGUCCCUUUUGCAUACAGGCACUUUGCACCGAUCAACCAUUUCUGAUGUGAUCACUGCCAUAUGUUUUUCACACUGAAUAAAUUAUAGUGUUUUGUGAAUAUUAUGAAUCCUUGAUAUUUCAAUGCUCACGCUAAAUGUGUAUCAGAUCAUUAGUAUUUUAUAAUGCAGAAUGUUACAAUGGAAGUCGAGUGAUAGCACUGAUUUGGUCAUUUGCUAUUGCCAUUGUAUUGUAGGCAGUUGCAUUGAUGAGUUUUCUUCAUUUAUAGUCUUUGUUGUAGAAAUG